AUGAUCACCGCCGUGGAACCAGCAUCUGCUGCCUCCGGCUCCAUCUUGUACCCCGACGGUGUUGAGAGCUUCAAGGGCAUCCCGUAUGCAGAUCCCCCAACCGGCGACCUGCGCCUUCGGCCGCCGCAGAAGCUCUCUACUCCCCUAGGCACGUUCAACGCCACGGGCCAGGCGAAGCUGUGUCCCCAGGGCCCUAUUAUCAGCUUUCCGACGCAGCAGAGCCCCCCGGAGGCGGCCGUUGUCAAGGAGACCCUGGCAAGAUCGCUCCCCCUCCCGACAGCGGAGGACAACCAGUCGGAAGACUGCCUGACCAUCACCAUCACUCGUCCCGAGGGCACGCAACCGGGCGACGCUCUGCCGGUGCUCUUUUACAUCUUCGGAGGCGGCUUCCUCAUUGGCGGGACGUCGGCUGCCCUGAACGACCCCCUCCAGCUCGUCCAGACGGGCGUCGCCUUCGGCAAGCCCUUCAUCUUCGCGGCGGUCAACUACCGCGUCGGCGGGUGGGGGUUCAUGCCUGGGGAGGAGAUUCUCAAUGAAGGGAGCGCCAACGCCGGCUUGCUUGACCAGCGCAUGGGGCUCGAAUGGGUGGCCGAUAACAUUGAGGCCUUUGGCGGGAACUCGUCCGAGGUGACCAUCUGGGGGCAGUCCGCUGGCUCCAUUUCCGUCUGGGACCAGCUCGUGCUGUAUGAUGGCGAUGCCACAUACAACGACAAGCCUCUGUUCCGCGCCGCCAUCAUGAACUCGGGCUCCGUGACGCCCGUCGAUCCGGUCGACUCGGAAAAGGGCAAGGCGGUGUAUCAGCAUGUCGUCGAGAAGGCUGGAUGCGACGGCAGCGACGACACCCUGGGUUGUCUCCGGAACUUGACCAACGACGAUUUCGCCGCAGCAGCGAAUUCGGUCCCUGGCCUGAUCUCGUACGAGUCCCUUGCUCUUUCGUACCUCCCCAGGCCGGAUGGCAAGGUGUUGACGGCGAGCCCUCACGUCCUCGCCCGGGAGGGCAAGUUCCACGCCGUGCCCAUGAUCUUUGGGUCCCAGGAAGACGAGGGAACCAUCUUCAGCUGGGCCCAGGUCUUCACGCAGAGCAUGGGGUCCACGGACAACAUCACCGACUACCUCUCCAGCCUGUACUUCCACAACGCCGAGCGCAGCCUCGUCAAGGAGUUCGUCGAGACGUACAGCGAGCUCGUCGAGGACGGAAGCCCGUACCGCAGGGGUGAGUACGUGCCCUGGAUCGCCUACCCGGGCAAGAAGAGGCUCGCUUCCAUCCUGGGCGACAUCGUCUUCACCCUCGUCCGGCGAUUGACGCUGGAGAACGUCGUCGCCAACCGUCCUGACCUGCCGGUCUGGUCGUCGUUGGCGUCGUACAACUGGCCGUACGGCAUCUUUGGCACGCAGCACGGAUCGGACACGGCCGUCUUCUUCGGCAGGAAUAACACGUAUUUCCCCACGCUCUCCGGUCGGACGUAUUACAUCAACUUUGUGCACGAUUUGGAUCCCAAUGUCGGGCUGCUUGUGGGUUACCAAUGGCCCAAGUGGACCGAGAACAAUGAGCUCUUGUGGUAUAAUGAGAUCGUGAAUUGGCAUUUGAAGGAUGAUUUCAGGAGCGAGAGUUAUGACUUCAUCAAGGAGCACAUUGAUUCACUCACAUUCUAG
Molecule: messenger RNA, 1653 nt
Organism: Trichoderma reesei QM6a
Lineage: Eukaryota; Fungi; Ascomycota; Sordariomycetes; Hypocreales; Hypocreaceae
Exons: 3
Coding region: 1-1653 (550 amino acids)
Source: RefSeq, a predicted model, not a curated record